Erythranthe guttata (spotted monkey flower) is the source of this 1123-nucleotide messenger RNA. The record is from RefSeq and is a predicted model, not a curated record. NCBI's taxonomy places the organism in Eukaryota, Viridiplantae, Streptophyta, Magnoliopsida, Lamiales, Phrymaceae.
AAAAGAAGGAAAAAAAUUAAAAAUGGAAGUUGUGUACAAAAUAUUUGCUGCUUCAUUUGGAUUUGUAGUGUUGUUUUACACAUGGAGAAUACUGAACUGGGCAUAUAUUCAGCCCAAGAGGCUGGAAAAAUCAUUGGGGAAUCAAGGUCUCACCGGAAAUACGUACAAAUUUCUGUAUGGAGAUUUGAAAGAGAUGUCGAAAAUGUUUAACCAUGCCAAGUCUACCCCCAUCAAUCUCCACGAUGAUAUCAAGCCGAGGGUUCUCGCUUUUCUUCACAAAACCUUCGAAAAAUAUGGACAAGAAUCGUUUAUUUGGCUUGGUCCACGACCUACAGUUAUGAUCACAGAGCCUGAACUUGUUAAGGAAGUGAUGACAAAGUUUAAUCUAUACCAAAAGCCGAAGAACUCGAAUCCACUGACGAAGCUGCUAGCACAAGGACUUUUCUCAUAUGAGGGAGAUAAAUGGUCCAAACACAGAAAAAUAAUCAACCCUGCUUUCCAUUUUGAAAAAUUGAAGCUAAUGAUUCCGGCCUUCUAUUUGAGUUGCGAAGAAGUUUUGAACAAAUGGGAAACGAGUAUCUCACAACAAGGAUCGUGUGAGAUGGACGUGUGGCCUUAUCUGCAAAAUUUAUCGAGCGACGCUAUAUCAAGAACUGCAUUCGGUAGCAGCUACAAAGAAGGAAGAAAAGUUUUCGAACUUCAGAAAGAACAGGCCGAGUACAUCAUCAAGGCUUUACAAACGAUCUACAUUCCCGGAUGGAGAUUUGUGCCGACGAAAAGGAACAAUAGAAUGAAAGAGAUCGAAAAGGAAAUCCAAUCCUCGAUUCGCGGUAUGAUUGACAAAAGGGUUAAGGUGAUGAAAGCAGGGGAAGCUGGCAACAACGAAGACUUGUUGGGCAUAUUGUUGGAGUCCAAUUUCAAUGAAAUCGAGCAAUACGGGAACAAGAGUUUCGGAAUGACGACCGAUGAAGUGGUGGAAGAGUGCAAGCUGUUUUAUUUGGCCGGUCAAGAGACCACUUCGGCGUUGAUCGUGUGGACAUUGGUUUUACUUAGCCAAUACCCAGAGUGGCAGAUGAAAGCUAGAGAAGAGGCUCUCCAAAACUUUGGUAAUCAAACUCCAGAA